Oryzias melastigma (Indian medaka) is the source of this 731-nucleotide messenger RNA. Its product is annotated as signal peptide, CUB and EGF-like domain-containing protein 3. Bases 170 to 697 code for a protein of 175 amino acids. Lineage: Eukaryota; Metazoa; Chordata; Actinopteri; Beloniformes; Adrianichthyidae. The transcript has 4 exons. The record is from RefSeq and is a predicted model, not a curated record.
GUGUUUGGGUGGCAGCUCUAGUCCCACUCCAUCGGAUGGUUCCCAUGGCUACCCCUGCCCUGCCGGCUAUAGCUGUCCCGUUGGCUCAACAGUUGAGGUGCCCUGUGAACCUGGCACUUACAGCCCAGCUCCUGGAGCGGGACAUUGCAAGUUGUGCCUGAAAGGAAGCAUGUGUCCCUCUUUAGCCACUCAGGAGCCCACAACCUGUCCAGCUGGGAGUUUUUGCCCUGCUGGGACAGCUCGGGCCCAGGCCUGCCCUCCAGGAACAUUUAGUAACCAGACAGGUGCUCAGUCGCGCUCUGUCUGCACACCCUGUCCCCCUGGAAUGUACUGUAGUUUAUAUGGAGCCACAACACCACAAGGUCCAUGUUUAGAGGGAUACUUCUGCCAGGGUGGUGCAGCAGAACCAACACCUGAUAGUUCUGCGGAUUUUCCAAAGAAUGGCCCGUGUCCUGCUGGCCACUACUGCCCAGCGGGGUGUCUGUCUCCGGUCCCAUGUCCUCUAGGCAGUGUUCGCAACACUAGUGGUGGUGUGUCCAUGGAAGACUGUUUUACCUGUCCUGCUGGCUACUACUGCUCUACAGAGGGUCUGACCAGCCCCAGUGGUCCAUGCGCUGCUGGUUUCUACUGUCCUUUUGACUUCUCUUCUACUACUCCAUAUGCCUUCAUCUGUCCUAAAGUUAGUAUAUCUGUGUAAACUUGAUUUAAAAACAAUAUUUUUGCCAUUUAUA